GGAUUAUGACCGUGGCCGCGACCGAAAGUACGGCGGAAGGUCCCGUGGCCGUGACAGCCGAGACCGCGGACGUGGCCGACGGGAUGAUCGCGACCGUGGUUCCCGCUAUGAUCGCGACCGCAGCCCGCGACGAGCUUUUGGUCCUGGCGGAAAGCCGAGUGGCAACUGGGGUGGAGAUUGGGUCUGCGAGAAGUGUGACUGCAACAACUUUGCCCGCAGGGAUGAGUGCUUUAAGUGCGGCGCAAAGAAGCCAUCCUCCUAA
Molecule: messenger RNA, 262 nt
Organism: Symbiodinium pilosum
Lineage: Eukaryota; Dinophyceae; Suessiales; Symbiodiniaceae
Source: the annotation of a GenBank genome assembly